Molecule: messenger RNA, 2235 nt
Organism: Monosiga brevicollis MX1
Lineage: Eukaryota; Choanoflagellata; Craspedida; Salpingoecidae
Exons: 17
Coding region: 1-2235 (744 amino acids)
Biological process (GO): retrograde protein transport, ER to cytosol; endoplasmic reticulum unfolded protein response
Cellular component (GO): endoplasmic reticulum lumen
Source: RefSeq, a predicted model, not a curated record
AUGGGCCGAAAGCCGUCGCUGCAGAUGAUGCUUCGCCGGCUCCAGCAAUGCCGCUUCGCCCUCUACUCCUGGCCCACUGGGCACGGCCCCCGCUGGCACCAUCGCCGCCAUCCUCAGUCUUCUUAUCAAUCAAAAUCGAAAAAAAAAACACCAGACGACGUUACGCACACGCUCGUCUGCUCUCUCUCUCUCUCUCUCUCUCUCAAAUCUCUCUCUCUCUCUCUCUCUCUCUCUGUCUCUCCCUCAAACUCUCUCUCUCUCUCUCUCUCUCUCUCUCUCUCUCUCUCUCUCAAUCUCUCUCUCUCUCUCUCUCCCCCUCAAACUCUCUCAAACUCUCAAAUUCUCUCUCAAACUCUCUCUCAAAUUCUCUCUCAAACUCUCUCUCAAACCUCCCUCUCAAACUCUCUCAAACUCUCUCUCAAACCUCCCUCUCAAACUCUCUCAAACUCUCAAACUCUCUCAAACUCUCUCUCAAACUCUCUCUCUCUCUCUGUGAAAUUGGCUGACAAAUCAUUUCAGAGCGACGGCAGUGACAACUCGAGCAAGAUCAGGGCCAUGGGCUGGACACUGACCCAUGUUACUUGCAUGACGACAGCCCUGUUCCUGCUUGCGCUCACCCAUGCCAGCCCCGGAGUCGUUGACACAAAGUUUGACCUCAAUGACUUUGCUGCCCCAAUCACGCUGAGUCUCUUUCCUCGCCUGGCCUCGGAAGCGCCACAACCGCAGGCCAGCAGCGUACUCUUGAACACUUAUCAAGUCAGGCAGGGUCUCAAAACUUUCACUUGCCAGCACCAUGGUCCCGAUCGCCAACGGGUGCAACGCAGCAAUGAGCCCAGCUACUGGCGAGAGCAACUGGCGCAAAAACUGCCCUGCAUUCAACACGCGUUUGGUUGGUGGACCUACCGUGUUUGCUUGGGCCAGAAUGUGACCCAAUUCCAUGCCGAUACCCAUGGCCAGCCCCUGGACGACCCGAAUGACGACCUGCCAGCAGUGUUGGUACUGGGCUUGUGGACGAAUCGCACCAACACCAACGGCACGCUUUGGCAAAGUGCUUCCUUUGUGGAGAACUAUGCCCGCGGCACGCAUUGUCCUGCCACCAACUGUGCCAUGCUCUAUGCGUCCCAGGCGUCUAUUAUUGAUGACAAGACAGUCACGAUUCUGAAUGCAACCGAGGAUCAGACCUGCCGAUACACCAUAUUCGUGGGAAUGAGCGUGCUCUGUCGAGACGUUGAUCGACAGCCCCCUCAGCUCAUCAGCUGUGAGCGACCCGCCCCUACGCCUGCCCAGUUCUCCUUCCAUCAUGACGACCGCUUUGGGUCUUUUCUGCUCGUCGGGGCGUUUGAUGCCAAGGACCGCCGGUUGAUGCUAGCGCCCUCGCGCUGGGUGCAGCAACCCAGUCCGGACUUUGUUCCGGUCGCCAUGGACGUCACUAUCGGUGCGGAUGUGCGUUCAUUGGUGGGUGUGGUACCCGAGUGUCGCGAUCAAGUUCAGCUGUCUGCUACCCCUCGGCGCUCCGUGUCCGCUGCACAAAAGCGUCUUCAACCCGUGCUGCGCACUUGCCUUCGUCCCACCUAUAUGACUGUCGCCAAGUCAAUCCAGCGCUUCCAGUUGUACAGCUACCACGGCUUGUUUUGCAUCGGCUCAGCCUGUACCCAGCACUGCGACCUGGGUCCGGCUGCUUUGACGGCGAGUGAGGAACAGUUGCAAUAUUGGACCCAGCUGGGCCUCCGACGCAUGUUCAAGGACAUGGAGGUCAUUGCGCACACGGCCCGUCUGGGACGAGACCCAUACGAUGCUUUUUGUUUUUCAGUGGCAGGCCAUCGCAACGCCGAGCGGUACCUAUCCCUGCUGAAAAGGGAUCACAGAAAUGACCGAUGGGCAAACGAAUUGGACGAAUGGCGAGGACUAGUGGGGAGUUGGCCGGCAGCACCACGCACGGUGUGGGAGACCAUGCUGGGUCCGGAUGGGCAAAUCGUGCGCUUUUUGCCGCGUGAAGGUCAAACGCUGCACCGACAUAGCCUGCAAGAGGUUUUGAAGCGCUAUCCGCUGGAAAGGCAACUUGAUUUUAUGGGCUGGCAGAUUCUAGCUUUUGCCAGCGACUUUCACCAAGAGAAGCAUUCGGGCCGCACACACAAGGGUCGCCUCGCGUCCAAUCUUGCCCUGUUCAAGUGGGUAUCGGCUGGACAUGCCUCGAAUGUGACCCUUGCCCUGCCUGCCCACGCCACAACAAUGUGA